AUGAGCGUGGCCUCCAGCUCCCCUGAAAUGCACGCAGGGUGGACAAGGCUGAAGGCUACCAGCACCUUCCAUGUAGGGCUGAGGAGGCGAGGGCUGAGGAGGCGAGGGCUGAGCCGUUCCCCGGUCUCUGUUAUUCCUGGCAGGGAUUUCCAGGCAGCUGGGACAACAAACGGUAAGACCAGCCUUCAGGAAUCCCAGGCCCCUGAGAGCAGUGGGAAAGUCUGGAGCAAGGAAGAUAUACCCUUGGUGGAUGAAGAUCAGGAUGGUGUAGGUGGUAAUUUGCAGUGGUACAAAGUGCUGAAGGAGAGAGAUAAUCAGCUGGCUAUCCAUUGCAAUCUGAAUCCAAAUGGUAUUGAUCACCCUGUCUCCACAGAAGGUAUUAAUCUGCAACUUGAAGGUGAGGGAGUUGAAUCGCCCUCUGUUAAGAACACUAGUACUCCAAAAGGGCCUGAGUCAAAAGAGACACCCAAGAGACAACAAGUGGAGCCAGAAAUAUCUAAGUCUGGGACUGUGAAGCUGACCAAGCCUGUGGCAUUAUGGACCCAGCAGGAUGUCUGCAAAUGGCUGAAGAAGCAUUGCCCUAAUCAGUAUCAAAUCUACAGUGAGUCAUUCAAACAGCAUGACAUAACUGGCCGUGCUUUGCUGAGACUUACUGACAAAAAGCUUGAACGAAUGGGCAUUGCCCAGGAAAGCCUGCGACAGCACAUUCUGCAGCAAGUCCUUCAGCUGAAGGUGAGAGAAGAAGUCCGAAACCUCCAGCUGCUUACACAAGCCCCAGCAGAGAGCUCUCCGUAAACAUUUCCAGCCUCUAAAGCUGCUGUCCUGCCACUUGAUUCGAAAGUGAACUUUCCUUCAUGAAAAAGCCACAAUAAAUGGCACUGCCAGAAGGUGACCAUGGAGGACUGAAGGCAAACUUGAAGUAAAAUCAAGUCCAAUCAAGAUGAUCCAUUCUGGGAAGACCUGGUUUGCUGUGGAGUAAAAAUGUGGUGCAGAAUAUCCAGUGCUAAUUUGUUGAAAAUGGUCAUUGACAGACCUUUACCUGGAGAAUUUCUUCCAGUUUUCAUCACUGUGCAUAACUUUUGAGUUCCCUUUAGGGGACUGUCUAUGCCCUUCACUAGAAGUCCUGUUUUAGCAUGGCAACUACUGGAUUCUUUUAUUAUGUAUGCAGAUGGCAUGAUGUUUUAGGAAAAACUUAUGGCAAUUCUCCAAUCUCAGUGGAUAUGUUCACAAUAUUACGCCCUGAUAGGAAUGUAAAUGUCUUGUAUAUGUUAGUUUUGCAGUCUAAUGGUAUUCUGUUAAACAAUAUCAGCACUUCAUAUGUGCUUUCUGCACAGAACUAGCACAGUCCAUAUAUAUAUAUUGAUCUUUUUUUAAAAUACUGAGGAUACUUUUCAGCAUUUGUGCUGAGGCUGCAUCCAAACUGAAGUCCACUACUAGCAUACCUUCACCGAUUCACCGUAGAUUGUGUAGAUAGAUUUGCACGUGGCAGAGGUAUGACUUCUUUCAUUGAGACUUACAGAACAGCUGCCACAGAGGUAGCCAAGAACAGGGUAGGCUGAAUGAGCUGUAGGACACUGUGUCUGCUCUCCCUCUCAUCCGCCAAAUAUCAUGGGUUCUCGUUUCUAGUGUGCCAAUGUGUUUUCUUCCUUGUCGAGGGAGAGGGAAGGAAGAGAGCCUUUCUCAGAGAUGUGCAUGGCCCUGAGUUUGGUCUGUGAUAAAACUAAAAUAAGCUGGAA
Opisthocomus hoazin is the source of this 1736-nucleotide messenger RNA. The record is from RefSeq and is a predicted model, not a curated record. NCBI's taxonomy places the organism in Eukaryota, Metazoa, Chordata, Aves, Opisthocomiformes, Opisthocomidae.